Molecule: messenger RNA, 1671 nt
Organism: Asterias rubens (European starfish)
Lineage: Eukaryota; Metazoa; Echinodermata; Asteroidea; Forcipulatida; Asteriidae
Exons: 5
Coding region: 64-1671 (535 amino acids)
Source: RefSeq, a predicted model, not a curated record
UGUGGAAGUUGCAGAACUUGUCAGGUAUUAUUGAGUCAGUAUACAUGUACUGUUGAUGUCCCAAUGCUUAAGGUAUUACUGAGUCAGUAUACAUGUACUGUCGAUGUCCCAAUGCUUAAGGUAUUAUUGAGUCGGUAUACAUGUACUGUUGAUGUCCCAAUGCUUAAGGUAUUACUGAGUCAGUAUACAUGUACUGUUGAUGUCCCAAUGCUUAAGGUAUUAUUGAGUCAGUAUACAUGUACUGUUGAUGUCCCAAUGCUUAAGGUAUUACUGAGUCAGUAUACAUGUACUGUCGAUGUCCCAAUGCUUAAGGUAUUAUUGAGUCGGUAUACAUGUACUGUUGAUGUCCCAAUGCUUCAGGUAUUACUGAGUCAGUAUACAUGUACUGUUGAUGUCCCAAUGCUUCAGGUAUUAUUGAGUCAGUAUACAUGUACUGUUGAUGUCCCAAUGCUUAAGGUAUUACUGAAUCAGUAUACAUGUACUGUUGAUGUCCCAAUGCUUAAGGUAUUACUGAAUCAGUAUACAUGUACUGUUGAUGUCCCAAUGCUUAAGGUAUUAUUGAGUCAGUAUACAUGUACUGUCGAUGUCCCAAUGCUUCAGGUAUUACUGAGUCAGUAUACAUGUACUGUUGAUGUCCCAAUGCUUCAGGUAUUACUGAGUCAGUAUACAUGUACUGUCGAUGUCCCAAUGCUUCAGGUAUUACUGAGUCAGUAUACAUGUACUGUUGAUGUCCCAAUGCUUCAGGUAUUACUGAGUCAGUAUACAUGUACUGUUGAUGUCCCAAUGCUUCAGGUAUUAUUGAGUCAGUAUACAUGUACUGUUGAUGUCCCAAUGCUUCAGGUAUUACUGAGUCAGUAUACAUGUACUGUUGAUGUCCCAAUGCUUAAGGUAUUUUUGAGUCAGUAUACAUGUACUGUUGAUGUCCCAAUGCUUCAGGUAUUACUGAGUCAGUAUACAUGUACUGUUGAUGUCCCAAUGCUUCAGGUAUUAUUGAGUCAGUAUACAUGUACUGUUGAUGUCCCAAUGCUUCAGGUAUUACUGAGUCAGUAUACAUGUACUGUUGAUGUUCCAAUGCUUCAGGUAUUACUGAGUCAGUAUACAUGUACUGUUGAUGUCCCAAUGCUUCAGGUAUUACUGAGUCAGUAUACAUGUACUGUUGAUGUCCCAAUGCUUCAGGUAUUACUGAGUCAGUAUACAUGUACUGUUGAUGUCCCAAUGCUUCAGGUAUUACUGAGUCAGUAUACAUGUACUGUCGAUGUCCCAAUGCUUCAGGUAUUACUGAGUCAGUAUACAUGUACUGUUGAUGUCCCAAUGCUUCAGGUAUUACUGAGUCAGUAUACAUGUACUGUUGAUGUCCCAAUGCUUCAGGAAGGAACCAUCGUUGAUGUGACUUCUACUGGGAGCCAUCGGUCAAUAGAAUUCCAAACAGCAGGAUCUGUAAAAUCAUCAAGUUUGGACCUGACGGGACAACAAGGGACUGAAGGUGCUGCUGCUGUCUUCAUAGCCCGACAAAGGUGGAGCCGUGUUGACGAGCAGUCUAGUGCACCAAAUAUAGGCUCUCUCGUUGAUAGAAUCUCGGCCUGGUUGAUGCAUGAUCUUAGAGCAAGAAACUCCAUGAUUAGCUUUGUACUUCAGAUUGGGCAUGACACCCUAGGUUCCAUGUGGUACUAG